This is a messenger RNA of Cuscuta campestris, 1102 nucleotides long. The record is from the annotation of a GenBank genome assembly. Lineage: Eukaryota; Viridiplantae; Streptophyta; Magnoliopsida; Solanales; Convolvulaceae.
UCGUAUUAGGAUUGUGUUACCGCUUUUUGGGGAAGAUGAGUCGAAGCAACUAGUUUUUAUCACGUGCUUUGCACUGACUCGCAUACUUUUUUUUAUAAGUAUAACUAUAUAAAAAUGAUCUUCUCCUUCCUUUUCCUUUCACGGAGUAGUUUUCUUCUCUCAGUAGAAUUUCUUCCUCUCCCGAUCUCUCUCGUGCUAUAAACGAUGUCGUACGCAUACCUCUUCAAGUACAUCAUCAUCGGCGACACCGGAGUUGGGAAGUCGUGCUUGCUUUUGCAAUUCACCGACAAGCGUUUUCAACCCGUGCAUGAUUUGACCAUUGGUGUUGAGUUUGGUGCUCGAAUGAUCACAAUUGACAGCAAGCCAAUUAAACUACAGAUUUGGGACACAGCUGGUCAAGAAUCAUUUAGAUCUAUUACAAGGUCUUAUUAUCGAGGUGCUGCUGGAGCACUACUUGUUUAUGACAUUACAAGGAGGGAAACUUUUAAUCACCUUGCUAGUUGGUUGGAAGAUGCAAGACAGCAUGCAAAUGCAAAUAUGACAAUAAUGCUGAUAGGGAACAAGUGUGAUCUUGCUCAUAGAAGAGCUGUGAGCACGGAGGAAGGGUUGCAGUUUGCCAAAGAGAAUGGUUUAAUAUUUAUGGAGGCCUCUGCCAAAACAGCACAGAAUGUGGAGGAGGCAUUUAUCAACACCGCAUCAACAAUAUAUAAGAAAAUACAAGAUGGAGUCUUUGAUGUAUCAAAUGAGACCAAUGGGAUAAAGGUUGGUUAUGGUGGCGUCCAAGGGUCAUCGGGAGGAAGAGAUGGAGCUCUUACUCAAGGAGGGGGUUGCUGUAGCUGAACAUGAAAUCUGAUUUCUUCCCGAGUAUUGUUUGUUUGUGGCUUCUUCCUUUGUUUCUCAAUUACUAGUAUUUUAAUUUUUAAAAAAAACUUGCCUGUGUAAGUGGUGUAAAAUAUAUAACACAACAACAAUCAGCGAUAAGUAUUUAUUGAUUUAUUGGUGUGAAUUACUGAAAAAUAGAGUUUAGUGGAUCUGUUGUGAUUUUGAAAUGUUAUUUUUUGGUUUUUAGAAUCCUGUCCAUUAAUGAAGGCCAUCUUCCGUU